Solenopsis invicta (red fire ant) is the source of this 1294-nucleotide messenger RNA. RefSeq names its product cuticle protein 2 (gene Cpr92F). The record is from RefSeq and is a predicted model, not a curated record. Lineage: Eukaryota; Metazoa; Arthropoda; Insecta; Hymenoptera; Formicidae. The transcript has 3 exons. Bases 438 to 947 code for a protein of 169 amino acids.
UGUAAAAGCGCUGCGUCUAAUUGCUUAAUGAGCCAUCGCGAUUUGCGAGGCCAGUAAGAAAAUAAUGUUAAUAGUUACAUCAAAGAUAAUUGAAUAUAUUUGAUUUUUUGCAGCGAAGACUGAUGAAAGAUUCGAUCAACGAUUAAGACGACGCUAUCAAGACGGACGCUAUUUAGAUGUUGCUCUAAACAUCGCGAUUGGAUUAAUUGCAUCGUAAUCCAUAAUAAUCUUGCGCCGCUGAUGCGGAAACAUCGAGAAGCGUGCAUCUUGACACUUUCGCAAGAAAUGAAUGAUCAGUUCUACAAAUAUUAGCCGGGCGACUAUUUCGCCACUGGGUGGGGUGAUGCUGUUAGGUAAGAUUGUAAAUCACCGAUUGUAUAUAAACUGAGCAUUUAGCUCUCGGUGGUUAUAAAACGGUGACAAUUCAGGAUCGAACAAUGAAGGCCUUGAUCUUUUUAAUCAUCACCGUUGCCAUGACUUUGGCUAUUCCGACGCAUUAUCUAUACCGCGGACCACCGGCGCCUCUAAGCCACGAUGGGAGGGUCGUGGACACGCCGGAAGUAGCACACGCCAAAGCGGUGCAUCUCGCCGCCGUAGCGGAAGCUGCCGCGAGGGUUCCGCACAGCGUGGCUCCCUACUCGAAAAACAGAGACUAUCACGGAUAUGCGAAACCCAUAUCGGUUGGUCAUCAGAGCUACCACAGCGGAUACGGAUAUCACGGGCCACCUGCUCCGUUAGAUCACGACGGUCGCGUAAUAGACACGCCGGAAGUGGCCCGAGCGAAAGCCGCUCAUCUGGCGGCUUACAAUCACAUAGCUUCCAAGACACCUGUCGCGUACGAUCAUUCGCAGAUUUACAAGCCACCGAUUUACAGCCGCGACGGCUAUUACGGCGACCACCGGUCCGACGACGACGGGGCGAUUAACGGUUACGACGACGAUUAUUGAUUUUGUCAGUCAAAGGAACGCGGCAACGUGACCGCGAGUCGACACUUUCGCGGCCAAUUGGCGACGACGCGCUGACAAAAUUUAAUAGAAUUGCGAAAUUGACGCCGCCGCGAUAUUGCGCGAUUGGAAAACGCGUGGAAUUGCGCGUUCCUCAAUUUGAUACGGACAGUAGUUUGUUAUACAAUGCAUUCGAGUUUCGUGAUACGAUACGUAAAUGACUUGCACCUUGCAUCAUCAGCUUUCAGGCUGAACCGCAAGAUUCACGUACCGGUUCGUAAGGUCUUAUCUAAGACGUAUUUUAGCUUGUAAGAAAUAUAAAGCAUUCCAUUGCUACUUGAUUUCUUAUU